Messenger RNA from Daldinia childiae, 1095 nucleotides. RefSeq lists its product as uncharacterized. The record is from RefSeq and is a predicted model, not a curated record. Bases 1 to 1095 code for a protein of 364 amino acids. Lineage: Eukaryota; Fungi; Ascomycota; Sordariomycetes; Xylariales; Hypoxylaceae. The transcript has a single exon.
AUGGCUACUAUUACCCGAGGUGGAAUCCCCAUCGAGCCCUUCAGGGGCGAAGAUGGUAAGAAUGUGUAUCAUUUUUAUUAUCCUAAAUAUGCCCCUUUCGACCCUUACUACCGCAUCGCGCUCCACAGACGGGCAUACAAACCUCGCGAAAUUCUAAACUCUACCAUCAAGGUCUUCUAUAACCGACAGGAUGCAGAAUUAAACCCGCGGCAGACGGAAGCGCGGGAGAAUUUCUGCGCCAAGUACGUGGUGCAGAGUCCGUUGUAUGGGAAGCAGCUCAAGCCCGGUGAGUCGUACGAGUACGUAGACAGCGACGUCAAGUUCUGGGCGCAACAGCUUGACGACUUUUUUUUCUUCGGGCUGCUUGGACGCUAUGUCUUGCUCGAGACUGGCUUUGACGUCGUCGGUGAGGACCCGUUGCAUAUCGAUGACGAGAUCUAUGGAGAAACUACCAUGGUCGCGAAUGAAGAGGGCUUUAGUUACGUGCGUAUCGUGCUUAAUACUGGUUAUGGUGACACCAUCUACGAUCUUAAUGAUAUUAUAGGCCAGCUCAUGCACGAGAUGGUGCACGCCUAUUUCUUAGUCUUCUCGUGCGACUGUAUGAAGUGCGAAAGGGCUCUCUUGAACACCACCGGUCUCCCAAGGGAUGGUCACGGGCCUGUCUUUCUGAUGCUCCAUCGUCUCAUCUUGAGUGAGAUUAGGCGAUGGGGUAACGCCGGUGGUAACGACUUGGCUGAGUUGCUCUCGGAGGAGUGUCCGGAGUUGUGUAUUAGCUUGGACGGUAACUGGAGAGCUAGGAUGGCUAUUAAUGGACUUACGCGGCAGGAUAGAAGGCAAUAUAACAGAGUCCGUACGUACGAUUCCAGCGCCAGGCAUCUCGUACGCAUCACGCACACUGGUGCCGUCGCCGUCCAACCGAGUAUUAAGCACAGACAAAUCCAACUUGAGAACCUACUCAAGGAUAAGCGCAUCCGAGCGGAUGAGUUUAGAGUCGACCUGCUAGAUCACUGGCAGGCGUACGAGGAUGAAGAGGAAGAGGAGGAGGAGAACGAGGGCAGCGGAGAGGAAGAGAACAAUGAAGAGGUAACCGGUUAA